CCGGCUUGUUUGCUGGGCUCCUCCGUCAGGCCUUGGGCUGCUGCCGCUGCUGCUUGUGGACCUUUUUACCUUCUUUCCUCCGUGGUUCGGUCGGGCCUUUCCCAUGGACUGCGCCGGUGGAAGUUGAGCGGGGCCGCCUGUGACGGGGAGCUGCUUCUUCCUCACCGUGCAGCGGCGCAGGUGCGGGUGGAGCGGGGCCGCGCGGGGCGUGGUGGGCUGCGAGGGGAAGCGGACGCGGGAGGGUCAGGCGCUGUCAGCUGUAGGGAGCGCAAUGACUGGCUUCGGGAGGGGCCGCGGAGGGAAAGCGCCGGCCAGCGGCCUCGGGCGAGCAGGGACACCGCCGAGAAGCUCGGGGAAAGUUGGGCGAAACCUUCUAGGAAGCCACUUGGUCAUUCAUGGCUAAGCCACAAAUUUAUUUCAGGCUGCGGAGUUUGUAAAGCUAAGCAGGGUCCGGUAUGGUUUCAGAUUGGAUGGGGAACCGCGUGUUGAGAUUCCUGGGUUGGACUGGAUGACCCUUGGAGUUUUUUCCAACUCUACAAUUCUAUGAUUCCAUAUACUGCUAUCAAGGUGGGGGAAGCUGCGCCUCUUUCAAUCCUAAGAUUUCAUUUACUAUUGCAUGUCGUAUCAGCUUGCAUUUGGGAAGAAUUUAGUCAGAGGUAUUUUUAUUUUUUUUAGCAGAGGUUUUUCUUUCUCUUUGACUAUUGGUGUCCCAGAAUAAUGAUAAAUGUAUCUGAGUAACAGACCAGUUCAUUGAAAAUGUAUGCUUACUGUUUCAGAUUUCCCUGUGAGCCAACCAUAAUCAUGAGCCCUUCGCAAUGGGACUUUCCUGUGGAACUAUGCUGCCGUCCUAUGGCCUUCGUUACACUCACGGGUUUGGAUGUAGUGUAUAAUGCUGUUCAUCGGGCAGUUUGGGACGCCUUUUGUGCAAACAGGAGAGCGGACAGAGUACCAAUUUCUUUCAAAGUACUCCCUGGGGAUCAUGAAUAUCCUAAAUGUAGGACAAAGGUAUUGUUUUUCGUUUUAUGUUUGGAAGUAAAGGAUUAUGUCUUGAUUGUAAAAUAUAUUUAAUAUUAAUUAUUUGCUAUUUGCAGUGCUUCUUGUAAUUCUUUGUAAAAUCAGUUUUCCACUUGAAGGUUAAUUGAAUGCUGGAAUCAGCAUAGCUAAAGGGAUAAUUUCGAAAGGAAGCAUAUAAUUGUAGCUUAAAUCUAAAAACUGAGUUAUUAUAUAGGCUAGAAGCCUUAUUCUGUAUGUAACACAAACCAAACUUGAGACUAUUUUAGGAAUAAAUUGACAGUUCUCACAAUGGAGGGAUUUAGAAAGUGGAGUCACCCAAGAAUCCAUAUUGAGACUUCUGUUUUUAACCCAUCCAUUCAUAGUCUGAGUUAGGGGUGAACAGUGAAACAAACAAAAAAAUUGUGAGGCGCUCCAAAACAUUCUUUCCAGACUGGAUGAAUGGGCAAUAAAAUGGCGAAAGCAAUUCACUGUAAGUGAGUAUAAAGUGAUAUACACUGAGGGAGGGGAAGUCCUGAUUUCUUAUAUAUGCUAGUUGGGUCUGACCUGACUGACCUGGAGCAAAGUCUUGGGGUUUUAGUGGAUAGCUCUAUGAAGAUGUUGUUUCAUUGUGCAGUAGCUGUUAAAACGGGAAUAUCACAUUAGGAAUCAUUAGGAAACAGAUUGGAAAUUAAAAAACCAAUAUUAUAAUACCAUUGUACAAAUCUUUGUUGAGGCCACACUUGGAACGCUAUCCACCGUUCUGGUCCCCUCACCUCAAGAAGGAAAUUGUAGAGUUGCAAAACAAUUUGGAAAAGUGCUACCAAAAUGAUCAAGGGGUUUGAGCAAUUCCCCUGUGAGGAAAAGUUACAACAUUUGUGCCUUUCUAAUUUAGGGGGGAAAUGGGAAUGAUAGAGGUGUAUAAGAUUAUCCAUGGUGCAGAGAAUGUGGAUUGGGAGAAUCUCCCUCCUUUAUGAUACUAGAAUCCAGGACCUUGGAAGAUUCAGAAUGGGCAAAAGAAAGUGCUUCGCUCAAAUGCAUAGGAAUAUGUCACCCCAAGAUGUGAUGGGCACCAACUUUAAAGAGAGAGUAGGCAAAUUCAUGGAGGAUAGGACUAUCAUCAGCUUCUGGCCAUAAUAGCUAUUCUCUGCCACCAAAGUCGGAAUCUUUUAAUAUCAGGUGCUGGGAGGUGCAGGUGGGUAGAACACAGUUGUGUUCAUAUCCUGUUUGCAAGGCUUCCCAUAGGCAUCUGGUUGGCCAUUGUGAGAACAAGAUGCUAGAGUAGAUUGUGAUUCUUGCUUUCUUACAGUGAAGCAUGUUUAUGUAGAAAGUCCUCCUAAGUAUAAUGAAACUUUCCCCUAAGUGUGUUCUGCUCUAGGCAGUAAGGUUGGUGAUUAGCGUAGAGAAGAGAAAGGUAUGAUCCUUUAUUGUACUUCUGGUAGCCGUGAUUGAGAAGGUCAUGGGGUAAAGCAGAAUGUUUAAGUUCUGGCGUAAAUAUAUCAGUCACCCAAAGUUGUGUAAGAACAGAGAGAGCAACUCACCUUGUUUGUCAAUGCUUGCAGAGAACAACGUAUGAAUGGUACAUUCCAAAAGGAAUCUUGAAGACUGGCUGGAUGAACAAGCAUCUGAACUUGGUGCCUGCACUUGUUGUGGUGUUUUAUGAACUGGACUGGGAUGAGCCCCAGUGGAAAGAAAAACAGUCAGAGUGUGCUACUAGAGUUGAAAUUGUCAGGUAUAAUUUCAAAAGAUUUCUUAGGUAUUAGCUUAGUAAUGGCUUAAUGCAAACGUAUUUGGGAAAAGUCAUCAUUCACAAGCUCCUUUCUUCGUCUUUCAAGACAGAUAAGCUGGGUGAAGUCAUUGGGGCUUACUUCUGAGUGUAGAAUUGCACUGUAACUUACAUAUGUAAGGAUGCUUUUACAACAGAAGUGUAACCUUAGCCUGGAUUUAACUUAAUGAGUUCCACUAGUGCAGUGGUUCCCAAACUGUGCUCCGUGGAGCACUUGGUCUCCCUGAAGCAUCUUCAAGUGCUUAGCAAAUAAAUAAAUACACUCCUUUGGCAUAAAGGCAACAGUAGUACUCCAUGACAAAUUUCUCUCCUGAAAAGUGCUCUGCAACUGAAAAAGUUUGGGAACUAAUGGAAGCCAGUGCAAGGACCUCUGCAAGGACAACAGGGUUUUCUCUUUCUCUUCCCCCUGCCUCCCCCCACCCAGUUGGUUACAUGAAAGGGGUCAUCAUUCUGACUGGCAAGCUGAAAUGCUUGUGCUGACAGAAUGAUUGCUGUUGCACUAUGUUGAAUUCAUCCCCAUGUUUGAAAUGCUACUUUUUAAAAAAGCACACAUACCAUCUUAGUUUACUUAGUUUACACCUUUGGGAAAUCUAACAUAAGUGGAAAGAGAGAAAGCCUGCUGCUGAGCUCUAUUGCUUUCUUUAAAACAAAAACAGAAAGCUCCUUUUAGUUAAGAUUGUGCUAAAUGUUUGGUUUGACUUCACCCCCAGAGGCACACUUCGUUGUCUCUUGAGACAUGCAACAUUUAUUACUAAAUGUAUUUUGCAGUAUGUAUGGUCUAAAGGCUUGCAUGCUUACCAUCCUCAGUUUGAUGUUAUUUAUUGUUCUUACAGGCAGAGUUUGCAGGGAAGAAACACAAAAGUUGCUGUGGUUUUGAUUCAGAAGAAAACACCGUUGCCUCCAGGUGAAGUGCAAUUGAAAGCUAAAAUGAUCAGAUUUGAAAUAAAUUAACACAGUAAUCUGAAGUUGUGAAAUACACCUGUUUUUCAAUAGAAGGCAGAAAUGUGUUCCAUAAAGAAAGCGGGGCGGGGGGGGGGGGACUUGGUAUUACUGUAGGUUGAAUGUUUUUCAGUAGCAGUUAUUUUAUUUAUUUAUAAACAUCUUCAUAUACCAUUGUAUCAUAGAAAUAUAUCACAGCGGUUUACAACAAUAUCAAAACACACAAUAAAAUAAAAACAAGUUAAAAGCAAAAGAAUUAAAAGCAUACUGUAUAUCUGUCUUAACCCUUGGCUGGAGACAGAUGACAGAGCUGAGACUGGUUUGAAAGCCUUUUAUGGGGUGUAUAGUCAUAUCCCACUUUUCUCUCUGGUAACUAGGUUUUCUAGGUUCCUUUUUAUUUGUGUUAAAAGCCUUUCACGCUGUCCUUAUGGUGCAGGUUGACGUUCUUUUAGGAAUCUAGUGCACCACGGGUUUUGAUAUAUUGUAAUCAACUGCAACAGCAGUGUUGUUCCUGUAGGUCUCACGGUCUUUGUCUUUUCUUCCAGCUCAGAAAAAAAUUAACUCCACACUUGGUUCAAAGGGGAACCAUUCAUCUUAUAUGUUGUAGUGCACAAUGAACUCACUUGCAUGUCGUGUAAACUAUGGUUAAUAGUGUACCGAGAAUGUGACAAUCUGUCGCCCUUUGACAGAUUUUCAGAAAGUAGAUGGUUCAGCAUUUUAAAAUUUUUAUUUUAGGAGAAGACGUUAUCGCUUCUGAAAGGGCAGCGGCUUUAUGCAAUGCUUGUGACCUCUCUGGAAAGUCGCUGUUUGUUUUGCCACAUACUGAUCACCUUGUAGGUUAUAUUAUAAGGUAAGUAAAUUAUGUGAGAGCAGGCUUUUCUUUAGUUAUUUUUUUACCAUGGCCGAAAUCAUCCUCGUGCUUGCUUGAGAGUCACAUUGCACUCAGUGGAUCUUGCUUCUGAGCAGUGGUGACUGGUACCUAUUGAGGCUGGUGGGGAAGAAGGCAGGGAACCCAACAGUAGAUGGAGCCAGAGGCAAUGAAACACAGAGCAAAUGCAUUUUAGUUUCGUCUGCAUCCUCCCUGCUGAGUUCUGCAAGGGCAACACUGAGACUAAGGAGGAAGAAACUGUCAAGCAAUGCUACCCUGUGGACUGGUUGCAGUUGAAAAGACAGGCAAGUGAGGCUGGCUGAGGGCAGACUGAGUUUGGUGAGGUAGUGCCCAGUUUGCCCUAAUAGAACAGCCUCUGCUGUUUCUGAGCAAUUAUAAGGCUAGUUUUUAGAAAAUAAGCAUUCUUAAAACCUCUCUACAAUUUAACACAUUUUCUUUCAAGUGUGUUAAAUCUCCACCAAGUGUGUUUACAUCGACAUUUUAUGGAACUCUUGAAUACACCCAUUAUCUUUUUUUUUAAAAAAAUAAUUUUUAUUAACCGACCAAUCAAAUCAAAUCACAUCACAUAAAUUCCGAAUUACAAAUCCGAAUUUUAAAUUUUUGUUGAGGGGACCCAUAUUUCAAGAUCCGAAGGGGGAUUCUGAUCAUCUUCUUGCUACUGCGUUAAUGUCCAAAUCAGUCCAAAUAAAGUUCAUAAUUCUAUCCAGUCUUAUCUUGCUGUUUCCACAUCUAAUCUUGUUUGUAUAUUUUUUCUUUUUUUCUUUAUGAUCUCUUCUGAUAAGCUCCUUAAGCAGAUAAACACCAAUUAUAUCCUGUGUGGAUUUUUCCGUUCAUCCAAUCCUCGUAUCAAGAUGGUUUCCAUAUAUCAUCACUUUCAUAAAUAACAUCGCUCUUUCCAUCAUUAAUCUCAGGAUCUGUCGUUCUUAAGUCCCACUGAGGAGUCACUCACAAUAUAAAAACAUCUCUUUUCCUCCUCCCAGACUCAAGUCCUCCGACAGAGCUGGCCAUCAUGGCGACGGUAUUUUUAACUGCGUCAUUCCAAAGCUCUUAAACUUUCCACGCUCUUCUUAAAACAUGCUUUGGUUAGAAAAUUCAUCUCCGCACAGUCGUAAAUCCACAGCUUAAGUCAUUAAAAUGGCAUUUCUGACUUGUGAGGGGGGGGGAUUCUUAUUUAAUCACAUAAAGGAAAGAAAGGAAAGUUUUCCCCCCUCCCCCAUCCAGUCCCUUUGCCAUACCGAGUCUUGGCAUAUCUUCUCAUGAUUGAUUCUUGUUCCUCCGACUCGUCUUGCUUAUCAGAGAACUCUUCAGUUAGCAGUCUUUACUCCCCCUCCUUCCUUGAAAUAUGUGCAUUCGCUUCUUCCUAAUUAUUCCUUUUGAAGUUCUUGCAGCUAGCGGCGCGGAUCAGAGACAGCGUCCAGGAGCACCGAGAUCCACAGAAGGGCAUUCUGCCUAGUGCCCCCAUCCCCACAAAUUCGGGGGUGGUAUAGGGCACAGCAGGCAAAGGCAGCCCCCCCCCCACAAUCCUGGGGGGGUAGGGAGGCUAUUUACUCCCAUCACAGCCUCCUAAUUACCUCCUGUGGGUCGGAGAGAUGUUAUUGUCAGCCAUCUUCCGAUGCGCCCCUAGUGGCCCCUCUGAAUACACCCAUUAUCUACAUGUUACGUAUUUCUGUUGAAACGUAAUGAAUCCACCACCAUUUUAUUUCUGGAAAAGCUGUGUGCUCCUGUUCCAUGCUGCUGAUAUACAUAAGCUUUAAGUUUUAUGGGAGAGAAAUUAGGGUGAACGUGUUUGAAGCAAGGCAGCUAGUUAUUUAUAUAGUGAAGUAUUAAGACUCUUACUUCAUUUUAAAGCAGUUGACCUUUUCUUUCAUAGGUUAGAGAAUGCCUUCUAUGAACACGCACAGACAUACUACUAUACAGAAAUCCGCAGGGUGAAAUCUCAUAAAGAAUACCUGAACAAAACAACACAUCAGGUAUAACUAGCAACUUUAUUAAACUAGUUGGGCUACCGGUGCUGAAGAAUUUAGAAGCACCAUUGCUGCAAAUCCUGUUUUCAUUGGUAGUUUUAAGAUUAUUUUAUUUAUACAUAUUUUAUUUGUAAACUUAUUUAUAAAUAAGUUUAUUUUAGAAUAGACUUAUACUUGCCAAGUCACUGUUGUAUUGCUUUGUGCUAUUAUCAUUCCUGUUAGACAUUUGGACAAUAUUGCCAUUACAGCCUGUCACUUUGGGAACCUGUCACUCUGUAGGCGUGGAAAAGCAGAAGGUGGUGUGUGUGUGUGUGAGAGAGAGAGGGGGGGGGAAUAUUGUUACUUAUUUAUUUCUUACACUUCUACUAAAAGUAUGUAGUGGCAUAUACCAUAAUGUUACAACCAUAUAUUCUAUAAGAAUACAGACCAUUUCUAAAACCACACCAGAUUGCAAAACAAAUCAAAAUGCAACUUUAGCAGUAGCAAGAAUAAAGCAACUUAUAUGUUAAAACCACCAUUAAUAACACUAGGUGUUACUCAUUUAAAAGCAAGCCAAAUCAGUAUCCUUAAUUUAUGAUGGAAUAAAUUGAUAUGGUAUUCUUAGAGUUUGGUAUUAAUCUGCAUUAGUGUUGCCUAAAGCGUCAUGUUGAUGGCUUUAAAACUAAUACCACCUUUUGAAAAUAUUGUACGUUGGUUGUGUUGCAGCUUCUGUUUGUUAGACACCAAUUCAAAAUAGGAUUCUUCAGUGAAUUGAAGCAAGACACACAGAAUGCUCUAAAGUAAGUACUUGUAUGCAGAGGCUGGAAUCAUGGGAUGCUCCGACCUCCCCCAGUCUAGAAAGAGAGGCAUAUCUUCCAUUUGUGGGUGGGAUGAGAGACAAAGGAGUGGAGAGCACCUUUCUACUGCCAUUUGUAAAACGAUUUAUUGCAAUUCUCCAUGAGUAAAUAUGCACUGCAGCAUUUUACAAAGUAUAUUUAAUAUAUUUCCUCUGAAGUAACUUUAUUCAAGAGGAGAGGCAACACUAACCCCUUUAAUUCCAAAAGGACCCUGGGCCUCGAUGUUGUGGUCCAAAGAAAAGAAAAGCAGUACGUUUGAGGCUCACUAAUUUAUUUAUUAUACAACAAGUGAACAACUUCUAACUUUAAAAUUUCUUACUUAGAAAUUACAGAACUGCAUAUAAUCUUGUACAUGAACUGAGAGCUCAUGAAACAAACAUAUUGGAAAUCAAGACUAUGGCAGGAUUUAUAAACUACAAGGUAAUGACUAUUGAUUUAACUUGGCCCUUCUUAGGACAUUUUGUAGCAAAAGUUCCUGUUCUGAGUGAUUUAAGGACAAGGAACACUUCUUAGUUGAAUGUCCUGAAUGGAUGUGAGAAGGCAGUAUAGGCAGAAUGAGUAAGGUAAAGCUAUGUUCCUACAGACCUUAAUGACCUUUCUUCAUGCUCUUUGUAUAAAGUAUAGAGGCAAAGUGUAAUUGGUCCUCAACAUAGUCAUAAAAAGUUAUAUCUAGUAAAUGGACAGAGGACGGGUACGUUGGGUCAUGAAGGACGGCACUGAAAUUGCAGAGGGUACAGUUUGUGCAAUGAUGAAUAAGUAACAAGACCAGAAAUCAUAAUCCUUUCUUAAAAUAUUGCCCAUGGUUUUGUGUUAUCCUGGAGGCUAGAAAAGCUAAAAAUGGUGAAAUCUUGCGUUUAUUUAUUUGAUUUUAUUAUAUUGAAUUCUUCUAUACUGAAUCACAUGAAGUAUAUGGAUUAAAACAUCUUUCUACGUUUAACUUUUAAGUUCCAUCCCCCCAUUCAACUUAUUCUUCUUUCCGAUUCAAGUAAUUGAAAAGUUUUGGUAGAGAGUAUUCAUCCCAAGUUUUCAUGUUAACAUGGGAAAGCACCUGUGAGAACAACAUUCUCCUAUAAAUGCAGAUAGGUUUCUCAUCAAAUUCUUUCUGAGGUGGAGUCUGUUGCCCAUUGCUGUCCUUGGCAUCUUUGCGAUGAUUUGAGGUUACUUCCUGUGAAUAACUGGAAUUUGUGCUUCUAUUACAUUUUGACUUUUCAUUUUUACUGUCUAAGGGAAAAAAUGAAAUGGUCUGAAAGGGCAGAGAGGAACAUAGUUAAUAUAAAACUAAUGUGUGUUGUACUGUUACUGUUCACCUACAACAACUGUAUUCUGUUGUAGUUGUCAAUCUGGUAUACCAUUGAAAAAUAUUUUAAUCAAAGUGUUCUAAUUUCAAAUCUUUUCAGAUUUGUCGCCUUUGUUUUCAACAUAAUACACCGCUGGAUGCAAUUGCACAGUUCAGAAAACACAUAGAUUUGUGCAAGAAAAAAAUAGGGAGUGCUGAAUUGGCUUUUGAGCAUGCUGCCUGGAUGUCAAAACAGUAUGUUUUUACUUAGUAAUUUUACUACUGUGAUUAGUGAAUAGGUGAGCUUAUUCAAGCUGCACAGUGUUGCUUUUGGUUUGCAAGUUAUUACAUAAACCUUAUGACAUUCCACAUCAGUUAUAGCUGUAGCUCCAGGAGAAAGGUUGCAAUUAUACCCAUUAUACAGAUGAAGAACCUGAGGCUUAAAUGACUUGCCUCAAGCUACUGGGAUGUGAACCAAAGUGACUGGUGCAAGCCUCAAAUUCUUUUGCGCUCGUUACCUAGAUUUCAGUGUUUUUCUGUUCCAGACAUGUUUCAGAGAAGAAAUGGGGAACAUGUUCAGGGCUACACUAGAAAUAAAUAUAUAGCGAGCCAGAGAAUGUCCACCAACUUCCAUAUUCUGUUAACAAGUAACCAUCUGCAUGCACCUAUCGUACAUGUAGUAGAUAGUAAGCAUUGCAGAUGUUAAUCACAUGCAUAAUUCCGAUUUUAUUUUUUGGCCCAGUGGGAUCAUUAGAAAGUUUGAAACAAAUAUAGAAAUCAUGAGAGUUGAGACCUGUAGUGAUAUAUUUGGUGGGUUCCUUAAUUUUAAAAUUAUUUUGGUUUGAGGCAAAGUAUGCCCUGGGUUUUCAGACUUUCUAUUUCUCAUGGCUAUAUAGGAAAAUUUUGGAUUCUUUCCUUAAAUUAAGAUUCUUGGGGUCCUGGAAAUAGGUCAGGAUUUUGUGUGGCCCAUGAGUUAGUUGCCUGUUGCUACUCUGCUUAAUCCUUCUGAAAAAUCUGAAGUGUCUGGUUCUGCAGAUGUGUGUGUGAUUUUUUCCCCUUUUUGUUUUAAACAGAUUCCAAGCUUUUGGAGAUUUGUUUGAUGAAGCUAUUAAACUAGGACUGACAGCUAUUCAAACUCAGAAUCCUGGUUUCUAUUACCAGCAGGCAGCAUACUAUGCACAAGAACGGAAGCAAUUGGCCAAUAGUCUCUGUAAUCAUGAGGUAAGUCAUAGGCUGCCUUACAUUUGCUUAUGCUCCUUUGUGAGACCGUAUUCUUACAAGAUUUUCUGCAAGAAGUGGCUAUAGCUUUUAGGGUUUUUUUAAAUACUGACUUCUAGAUAGCUGGGCUGAAUCAUUUGUGUGAAUGGUGUUACCAUGCACUGAUCAGUUACAGUGGUGUUCAAAAAGCUGGUUCCUGUUCAUUCCUAUGUGUGAUUCCAGUGCAGCAAAGAAUCCACAUGGGCUGCUGUAAAACCAUACCUGCGGCACAAAGGUUAUAAAAAUUAACCAAAAGUAAGGCUGAAAACAGAACUUAUUUUGAUUUCUCAGUGAAUUUCAGGUAAAGGUAGCAUGAAUAAUAAGAUUUUUGGUUUAGCAAGUUGGUAUUUUUAAACUAAUGAGUCCACACUCAGAGUCAUAAACUUGUAGAAUUGGGUCACUAGGAUCAUCUAGUCCAACCCCCUGUAAUUCAGUAAUCUUUUGCCCAACGUGGGGCUCAAGAGUCUUAUGCUCUACUGACUGAGGUAUCUUAGAUCCUGUAAUCUCUUCUGUAAGCUUACUUUUAUAAGCCCAUAACUUUUGGUCAAGUGGUUUAUGUUUACUUAUAGACAUAUAUACACACAGAGAUUAAAAAAACUUGGUUUGUGUAUGGCAAAUGCAUGUGUUGUAUAGUCUAAAUAAUGCACACCUUUUAGAAUCCUAGUGUAUGUCGGCACUCUUACUCAGUUAUAGGUUUCUAGGCAACUCUAUUUGGGCACAGACUCUAAUGAUAGGUCAUGCUACAUUAAUAUGGUAAAGGGACCCCUGACCAUUAGGUCCAGUUGUGGCCGACUCUGGGGUUGCGGUGCUCAUCUCGCUUUAUUGGCCGAGGGAGCCGACGUACAGCUUCCGGGUCAUGGGGCCAGCAUGACUAAGCCACUUCUGGCGAACCAGAGCAGUGCACGGAAAUACCAUUUACCUUCCCACCGGAGCAGUACCUAUUUAUCUACUUGCACUUUGGCAUGCUUUCAAACUGCUAGGUUGGCAGGAGCAGGAGCAGCGGGAGCUCACCCCGUCGCGGGGAUUCAAACCACCAACCUUCUGAUUGGCAAGUCCUAGGCUCUGGUUUAACCCACAGCGCCACCCACAUCACUUAUUAAUAUGAUGGAAUGCCCAUAAAAGUGUCCAUUUAAAAUUAUGUGGAAAAAAUAAGAAAAAAGAACUUUAAAUAGCAGUGCUGUAGUCUUCAAACAUAAUUCAGAACUCUGGGGGUGUUCAGGUCUCCCUCUAUUAGUUAGAUCAUGCAAAACAUAAACAUUUUUACUCCUCUAAUAGUUAGCUCUACAGAAGCCAUAAUUAAGUUUGCACACAUGCACAGUCCUGCGCCCAAAUAUAUGUGCAUGAAUUUCAUUGAAUUCAAGAGUCUUAAGCAGGUAUAUGUAGGUUCAGUGUAGUUCCUUUAUGUACCAACAAGCAUUUUUCUGUUUCCAUCCUCUGUGCCAAUACAGGUUUGGAUGUGGUUUUGCUUCUUCUAUAAUCACGUACAUUUUGGAAGCCUUUCCCUUCCCACCCCCAGCAUUCGGUUGUGUAUUUUAUUAUCACACUGUGUCAUAACCUUUAACAAUAUAGUUAAGGCUCUCUUUGCUUAAUUUGCAGUCUUCCGUAAUAUAUCCCAAUCCAGAUCCACUGGAAACUCAAACUGGAAUGCUUGACUUCUACGGACAAAGACCAUGGAGGCAGGGAAUACUAAGUAAAUAUCUUUUUUCAGUUUCUUGCCUACAGAACAUAAACAAAAAGCAAUCUUAGUUAACAAACAUUUAUCCUAAUGUGUGUAUAUUUCAAAUUGUGUUCCUGAGAGCCUUAGAUAUCCUGCCAAGCAUAUUGGGGAAACUUCUAUGACAGGAGUAAGGAACCUGUUACUCCCCAGAUGAUGUUGGUUCAUUCACCAUUCUGGCUGCUACUGCUGGAAAUCAUAGUCCAACCACAUCUGGAGGGCGGCAGGUUUUCUAUCUCUGCACUAUGAGAAGACUGGUAAUGCUAGCUGAGCUCCUCUGACUGACAGCUUCCCUGCUGCUACUGAUCUUAUCCUUCAGUGCCCAGGUGUGUACUUGCAGCUCAUCCAGGGCAGUGAUAAAGCUCAACAGACUUAACCUAUGUCUCAAGUGAAUCAAAUAUAGCCUAAGACAUAUCCUAUAUACUGCAAUACAUGACAGACAUGAUGAAGUUCAUCAAGAGGCAUAUCAGUUCAGGAAUGGUUCCACAGAGUAGUGACGUGUUCCGUGGAAGCUUGUACCGUAAUAAAUUGGUUAAUCUUUAAAGUGGCACAAGACUAGAGGAAACAUAUGGGCUUGUAUAUUUCUGUUCAUGCGGAGAUCUAUUACCUCUGUUGAAAUGAAUGAGGCAGCCUAUGCUUGGAAAAGCAACUUCAGUUUGUUAAAGCCCAUACAGAGAUUUGGAACGGGAUGACAGUGAACUAAGCCUGUGGUUUUAAACAUUCCAUUCAAAGGCUUAGAAUGAGUUUACCAGAUAAAUGCAAACCCUCUCAUUGUGAGAUAUAAGGCUUGUGUCAUUAUUAGUAGCCUCUAUAAUAGCAAAAAUUAAAUAAGUGUUGCUUUUCUGGUAUCAUUCCUUUUAUGGGCUGUUGCCAAGAAACCACAGAUUGUGAGGUUUUGGCUUUGUUGCUAAGAGCAGUAAUUUUCCUAGUAGGCUGACUUAGACCAUAGCACUUAAAGGUGCUUUAGUUUUUAGUAUGUUUAAUUAUUUCAGCCUACCUUUUAAAACAGCCUACUUAAAAGAACAAAGAAUACACCUGAGUUCUAAAACAUUCCUUCUCCUAAGAAACAGAGCAGUGUUUAGAAUCUGAACAUUCUUGAACUGUGGAACUAGGCUCGUAACAAAAGAAUGUACAGUAGUUCAUUAAGAUGGAUUUUUCAUUGUCAUACGCAGGCUUUGAUCUCAAUGAUCCCGAAAAGGAGAAAGUGGGAAUUUUGGCUCUGCAACUGAAAGAGAGAAAGGUUCUCCACUCUGUAAGUCACAUUUCAAUAGUAGUUGUAGGUUGUCAUUGUAAGGGCAAAUAUAACUUUAACAAUACUUUUUAUUAGGAGCUAAUAAUCACCUUGCUGAGUAAUGCAGUUGCCCAAUUCAAGAAGUACAAAUGUCCAAGAAUGAAAAGUCACUUGAGUAAGUAUAAUAUUCCUAACUAAUGUUUAAUAAAACACAUUUUACAGUUUUUAAUACUGUAAAUAAUAUAAUUUUUUUCAGUGGUUCAGAUGGGUGAAGAAUAUUACGAUACUAAAGAUUACACCAAAGCUUUGAAGUAAGUACGAUUUUUAUAAAUGCCACUGCAUGAUUUUAGGUAUUUAUUUUUUAAUUUUUGUUUAGUAAUUUAAGUGAAAAUUGGAAAACUUUUUUCAGCAGUGUUAUAGAAGAGGGUUGUGAACAGGUCAAUUUGAAAGUUAUUGAGCAUGAAUCUAUCAUAAAUUGUAACAGGACAGGUUAUCUUGGCAUAGCUUCAGUGAGCUCAGAUAUUGCAGGUGGUAUGCAACUAGACAGUUCCACUGGAACAAGGACUUUUGGCUGUGCAGCAGAACUUUCUCUUUCCUCUGUGUGCCUCUUAAAUAUAUUUGGGGGGUUUCUCAAAUCAUCUUCUGCAGAUUUAGGGGGCAUGUGAGGAGAGGAGAGGGAGGGAAAGUUCCUUUGCACAGUCCAAAGUCCUUCUGCUAGUAAACUGUUUAGCUGGAUGCUCUGUGGCUAUAAUUCAGUAUGUACAAGUAUAAUAGCUGAUAAAUUCUGGUUUUUUUUUAUAACUGUUUCUAGAGGAAAUAACUUGGAAAUCUGAAGGUAUAGGGGAAAUACUCAGUUUCUAAAAAUGCGUUAACAUAAUGGCAGUACUAACCAAAUUUGCUAUUUUCAUAGUGGUUUUCCCUAGGACACGUGUUUUUAUUGCCUUAACUCAGUAGAGUGCUACUGAGUUGCAAAUAUUUUGUGACUGAUAUUUCAGUAACAAUAUUUGUCAAGUAAAUUAUUGAAUGUCUUUUUGAGUACAGCAUUUAAUCCUUGUUAAAGGUGAAAUCCUAGGGUGGGUAUGCUGUGGAAGGUUUUAGAAUUCAGCAACAGCCCUCUUUUACCAGCAUCUCUUGAGAUACACCAGCAGGAAGUCAGAAAUAUAUCAAUAGAAUGGCCUACUGAUGUAUCAUACCUAACUGCCAGAAAACUCUGUUAGAGCAGGAAGAAAAAUAGAGCAUUGCUAGGGGAGAAAUAGACUGAUGCCAUAGUCUGCACCCUCUCAGAUACUGCUCCUAGACAUUGCACUGCCAUGAUGGGUUUAUUUUCCCUAUGCGGGGCUCACGUGUCUUUGACAUACUCCCCUGUGGUUAGUGUGUGCCGGCAGUUUUUCCAUGAGCACUGGAGGAGUAACCAGUGGGAUUUCUCCAUUCUGUGCUCAGCUUAAUAUUUCAGUUCAGCUAUUAGAACAAACCUCCAAGUUACUUUUGCUGCAUGUAAAAUUAACCUUAUGUACUACUUUAGCUUUGUUUGCUAAGCAGAAGUCAAAGAUGUGAAAUCGGAUCCCAGUUGUCAUAGGGAACUGAAAAUGUUCAGAUUAAUUUCCCCCCUAGAAAACUCACAUCACAAAGCUUAUUUGAUCAGGUGUAUCUUCUGUUUGACUUCUGUGUUAUUUUUAUAUGAACUGUCAGAUUCAUUUGCUUAGUUAAAUUCUCUUUUAACCCUUUUCCAGGCUGCUAGAUUAUGUUUUAUGUGACUAUCGUAGUGAAGGAUGGUGGACUCUUCUUACUUCUAUACUGACCACAGCUCUUAAAUGUUCCUAUCUCAUGGCGCAAAUAAAAGAUUACCUUACAUACUCAUUAGAGCUUCUGGGAAGGGGUAAGGAAGUGCACUUCAUUUCUGUCUUCUUCUUUUUAACUAUUUUGAUUUGAAUGUUUAUUAGUGCAAACAUGGGCAAAUGAAUGACAUUUGUGCUCUGCCUAAAAGGGUUGUUGUAUCUUUAAGAGACCCCUUCUUUGUUGUUUUGCUUCAAAUGUGGUUAGACAAUCUAGGGCCAAGGAGUUCUUUGUUCAAAUCCCAACUACAUUAAGAAAUUCCCUGAGUUACCUUGGAUUGUUCAGUAACUCUCAGCCUAAUAUAUAUAUGUGUGCAUGGAAGGUGGGCACACAUCUUGCUCUGAGAUCUUUGUUGGAUUGGGAUAGAAAUGCAACAAAUAUGCUGAACCUUCUUUGGAGCUGGUUGCAAGAACUGGACCUUGAUUUUGAGUAUGAAGAUAGCUGAGGAAUGUUAAAGCAUUUGCAGGUAUUGCAGGCAGUAACUCUUCAUUAUAAAUUGAAGCUGGGGUAUUAUUAUUAUUAUUAUUAUUAUUAUUAUUUCCUAAUUUGUUUUUGUAUUUUCCAUCAGCGUCUACUUUGAAAGAAGAUCAAAAAUCUCGGAUAGAAAAGAAUCUGAUCAAAGUUCUCAUGGUCAGUAGGUAGAAUCCAACUUCUCUGAGACAAUCUCCAAAAAUGUAAAUGUUUUACAUAUAGAACUGAUAUUCUUGUUUUGGAUUCAGAAUGAGAAUCCAGAUCCAGAACCUGAAUGCGAUACGGCUUCUGUGAAAGCUGCCCAGAAGUUGUGGACUGACCGAGUUUCUCUGGCAGGAAGUAAUAUCUUUACAAUAGAAGUGCAGGACUUUAUUCCAUUUGGUAUGUAUCAAAGCUAUUGAAAAUAAAAAAGUAAUGUUUUGUCCACCUGUUGGAAAAAUGAAAGUGCAUGCUUCAAUUCUGUAAACAUCCAUAUUUCAUUUCUGAAAGUUAUAUUUUUGAUAGUUUACAGAUUUUGCUAGAUUUGGAAGUAGGGACUUGAUACAUUGCAUUGAUAUAUUUAUGCAGAAACCUGCACUAAAAAGUUAAGCAUAUACACUUUAGAUUUCAGGUAAAAAUUUCAACUGCAAAAUGUUUGUGUGGUAUGUCACGUUCAUUCCAGUUGCCACAGGGAACUGUAUCAAAUCAUUUUUUAAAAUCGCACAGAUGCAUAGCACACACAAAAAACUUGCACCUUGUCAGAACUUUUGCAGGCUUCAUCUCAUCAGAAUGAUUACUAUGCCUGUAAAUUUAAUCCAAUGCUGCCAAAAAGAAACUUAAGUUAAAGGCAUUUUCCUAUUGUAGUCAAGGGAGAAUCUAUCCAAUGCUUUGGGAAAUAUGGUGAUGUGAACCUCCACUUUGAAUUCAUGGUGAAACAUGAUGUUGGGCUGAGCUGAGGCAUAUUUUAUUUUUUCUGUGCACACCCUAAUAUAUAAUAGAUAUAUUAUACAUCUUGUUCAUAGCUGUCAACUUACAGAUUUGAAAAUAAGGGACCAGCAGCCUUGAAAAUAAGGGACCAGCAGCCAAAAUAAGGGACCUGCAGCCUCACCUGUUCCAGGCACUCCAGUCUUCCUGUCCCCUGGUCAAACUCAUGCUGGUAGCUUCGAGAACACUGUCCAACCAACUUUGUAACCAGAGGUUCAACUGAAUAGAAUCUGAAUCACAUGCACCACAAGGCCUAUGCAGCCUCAACUUAAGAUGGCUCCCCGGCCUGGCUUUGCACUGCAAAGUUUGCAGCAGCACAUGCAACAAAAUGGCGUCCAGCAUUCAAAACCCCCCUCAGCUUGCAUUAACUAGCCACACACAAGGCAUGCAAGCUCCACCCCCAGUCGUUCUUAGACUUCUUAUUGGGUGAGCAACACAGUCAAGCAACACAGUUGGAGCCUCCCUCCUCCCUGGCCAGCAGGGAGGGAGGGAGAGGAGCUGCUUCCUUUGAAAUUUAAGGGACAUCAUUUAAGGGACAUUUAAGGGACAUCCAUCAGUAAGGGACAGCAGCGGGACAUGGCGCUGGAAUAAGGGACUGUCCCUUCAAAUAAGGGACACUUGACAGCUAUGAUCUUGUUUGUAUUUGAUUGAAGAUAAGCGAACGCAGUAGAAAAUCAGAAUCAGCUCUGCCUACUGCAUAUCUGCUUGGAUUGCAGCUAGAGAAUCUCACUUCAAGUGUUCCAUGUCUUUAGCUAGGGCAAGAAAGAAAAGAAGACCCCGCUUAACUGAACAGCUCAUCUACCAUUGUUCUUCUGUGAAAUAUGACAGUCAUACUUAAUGCUGUGUUUCUUGUCUUUUUUUUUUGCUCCAAACUCUAGUGCAGUGCAAAGCCAAGUUUCUUGCUCCAAGUUUUCACGUUGAUACACCAGUUCAGUUUGACAUAUGCUUGAAAGCUGAUUGUCCACAUCCUAUCCGGUUUUCUAAGCUGUGUGUUAGCUUCAAUAAUCAGGUAAUUUAAAAAACAACAAAACUUGCAUUGCUUUUGAGGAAGGUUAAUACCUUCUUGAUGGGCAGUGGAUAAGAUUUGCCUUCUGCUAACCAUUUUAAUACUACAAAAUAUCAGUACUUCCUUUUCCACUUACUUUUUUUCUUUUUUAGAAUCUGCAUCUUUAUUUCUGUAUAGGUAGUGAUCCCUGUAAGUACGGAACUGAUUUAAUGGUGGUUCCAACAAUAUCAGGAGGGCACCAUGUUGGCUAUCCCAAGUAACCAGUUAAACUACUUUAAGUGCAAUCCUGUUUGUCUGUACUUGGAAGCAAGCCCCAUUGAGUUCACUGGGCUCCGUCUCCCUCUUCUGCCUUCAGGGACAGCUUGCCCCGCUGUCACCCGAGUUUGUGGGGCUGGCGGGCGGAGAAGCAAGCUUGCUUCUUCUCCCCCCCCCCCGCAGCCUCGAAAUCAGGUCGGGGAAUAGCGGGGUGGCGGCGCUCCGCCUCCCCGCUAUCCCCCGAGCUUGUGGGGCUGGCAGGGGGAGAAGCAAGCUUGCUUCUCCCCCCCGCCAGCCUCCAGAUCAGGUCGGGGAAUAACGGGGUGGCGGCGCUGUGCCCCCCCCGCUGUCCCCCGAGCUUUUGGGCUGCAGGCUGCUGCCCGCAAGCCUUGCGAGCCCACGGGACAUCCCGCCGGGCUUGCAAGGCUUGCGGAUAGCUUCCUGAAGCCUGGAGAGCGAGAGGGGUCGGUGUGCACUGACGGCUCUCGCUCUCCAGGCUUCAGCGAAAGCCUGCAUUCGCCCCAUAGGACGCACACACAUUUCCCCUUCAUUUUUGGAGGGGAAAAAGUGCAUCCUAUAGGGCGAAAAAUACGGUACUUGCACUUAGGGGUGCUUUUGAACUGCUAGGUGGGCAGGAGCUGGGACCGAACGACGGGAGCUCACCCCGCCGCGGGGAUGCGAACCUCCGACCAUACGAUCGGCAAGUCCUAGGCGCUGAGGUUUUACCCACAGCGCCACCCGCGUCCCAGUACAGUGGUACCUCGGGUUAAGUACUUAAUUAGUUCCGGAGAUCCGUUCUUAACCCGAAACUUUUCUUAAGCUGAGGUACCACUUUAGCUAAUGGGGCCUCCCACUGCUGCCGUGCUGCCGGAGCACAAUAUUUGUUCUCAUCCUGAAGCAAAGUUCUUAACCCGAGGUACUAUUUCUGGGUUAGCGGAGUCUGUAACCUGAAGCGUAUGUAACCCGAGGUACCACUGUACCUGGGAUUGCUGUAUAAAUUACAAAUCUUUCCUUGAACUUUUCUCAUCUUAAAUAGCUUCAAAAUGCAAUUGAUAGUUGUUUUUCAACAUACAGUCGUACUUUGGUUUUUGAACAGCUUAGUUCUCGAACGUUUUGGCUCCUGAAUGCCGCAAACCGUGAGUGUUCCGGUUUGCGAACUAUUUUUAGAAGCCGAACGUCCGAUGCAGCUUCCACGGCUUCUGAUUGGCUGCAGGAGCUUCCUGCAGCCAAUCAGAAGCUGUGCUUUGGUUUUCAAACAUUUUGGAAGUCAAACAUACUUCCAGAACUGAUUCCGUUCGACUUCCAAGGUAUGACUGUAUACAUCUGUGAGUAUUUUCUGCUGCUGCUUUGAAAUGAAGUGCAUAGUAUGUGUAACUUUUAUUUAGCUCUAAAAGGGUUGGGGGGCAAAACAGUAAUCCCAGCAAAUGAGAUUUGGUACAUUAUUCUGCUCUUGUAGUGGUGCUGGUUUUGAAAAGCUGCCCAAUUUUUAAAAAAAUUUUUUGGCUAUAGGAAUACAACCAAUAUUGUGUGGUGGAAGAAGCCUAUCAAAAAAGUGACAUGGAACCACCCAGCCAGGGGACAUUGUGUCUUAUCCCUGGUAAGACAAAGAAGUUCACUUUCAAAUUUGUGGCAAAAACUGAGGAUGUGGGAAAGAAGAUUGAGGUAAGCCCUUAACUAAUAUUCAAAAUAAUACAUUAAAAAGCUCAGUGACAGGUUGAUUAUAAUUCAGGAAUUUGUUAACACCAGCAGACUAAUCCAAGGGAGUACUGUUUUACUAAACAGGAGACAGAAUUAGAUGCCCAAGGCCUUUGCACUAGUAGAACAUUUUGAGCUGUGCUGCGGCACUGCACCAGAUGGGACUCUGCAGGGCAUUGCAUUAUCCAGAAGGCCAAAAUUGCAGCAUUAGUAGAAAGGGGACAUGGCAGAGUUGAAGUAUUUUCUAGAAAACCUAGGAAUCCUAAGAUCACAAUCCUGUGCACAUAUAGAUUGUAGUGGGACAAGUCCUUUUGAAUUGACUUCUGAACAAAGUUUCCAGUAAAGGUGGCAUAUAUUGAAAAUAGAUCCACACAUAAUAGGAAAAUUCUGAUGCUGCAGAUUUUCAUGUCCAAAGGGGCAGACUGAUUUAUGCACAGACAGUUCAGAAUAUUGAUUUGCCCCAGCAUAAUUUCAUAGAGAAGGAGGUGGCACUGGUAAUGUGAAUUUUAUAUUAGUAUGGUUCUGGGUGAAUAUUGUAUGUGUCAUGGCGUAUGUUACAUGGACUGGAGUGGAAAAGUUCCAAUGGUAUUUGUGUCUCUUCCAGAUCACAUCAGUGGAUUUGAUUCUGGGUGGUGAGAACGGCCGGUGUUUGAUUUUGAACUGGCAUGGAGGAGGGGGAGAUGCCGCUUCUUCUCAAGAAGCAUUGCUUGCAGCUCGUUCCUUCAAAAGGCGACCUAAACUUCCAGAUAAUGAGGUUCAUUGGGAUAGCCUUGCAGUUCAGACGAGCACCAUGUAAGUGGGAAUUGGCAUGUGCAAUGGCAAAUGUUUAAAGGAUACAUAGAAUGGUCUGGUGUCUUGGAGAAUGUGUGUGUGUAUAAACUAGAAAAAUGCAGAGUUUCCCUCUCUUCUUCCCAUUUGUUAAAUGGAAAAGGUGGUAAUGAAAAUAGUACAGUGGUACCUCGGGUUAAGUACUUAAUUUGUUCCGGAGGUCCGUUCUUAACCUGAAACUGUUCUUAACCUGAAGCACCACUUUAGCUAAUGGGGCCUCCUGCUGCCGCCACACCACUGGAGCACAAUUUCUGUUCUCAUCCUGAAGCAAAGUUCUUAACCCGAGGUAAUAGCGGAGUCUGUAACCUGAAGCGUCUGUAACCUGAAGCAUAUGUAACCUGAGGUACCACUGUAUCGAGAAGUGCCUGAGUAUGUCUUAAGCUGGGCAGCUAAUAGUAGUGCAUUUAGCAUUAGUGCACAUUUGUGACAUUGCAGAAGUAUGUGGCGAGAAGAGAGGAUAUGAGGGGAUUUGAAAGGCAUGUGGAACAAAAGUCAACUGUUUGCCUUGCAUAGAAUGCUGCUGCUGUGUUGCAAGCAGAGGCUUGCGCUGCAGCAGCUAGAGGAGUGGAUAAGACCAGGACGUAAGAAUGUUGAGAGGUAGCAGGCAGUUGAUCUUUCUCUUGUUUUUAUUAAAGGGUCAUUUCCAGAGUGCCAAACAUUUCUGUACAGCUAAGUCACGAACCUCCUGCCCUGACAAAUGAAAUGUACUGUUUGGUUGUGACAAUUCAGUCACACGAGAAGACUGUUGCCAAAGAUGUAAAGCUCACAGCAGGCUUAAAACCAGGUAUUUGUUAUGUGCCGUGGUACUUGCUCACAUUUCCUAUAGAGAGUGAUGGACUUAUUAUGGAAAGGAUUAAAUCACUCCCUUCUCCUGUACUAUGACAAAUAAAUAGCUAUAGACAAUUAAAUAACUAUGACAAAUAAAUAGCUAUAGACAAUUUGUAUUGGUGCUGGAAGACAACUAAACACAGGUCUUUUUCAGCAAGCUGACUUCAAAGUGUAACUUAAGAAGCUUUCAGCAAACAAUUGUUAAUCUUAACCACAGUUUAGGAUUCAGAUGUAAUGCUAAAAUAAGAUUAAUCUAAAAUGGAAGCAGAAGUUUCCAUCCUCCUUGUAGUCUUGCUGGGAGGUGGGUUUGCGACAGGAUGUUCAAGCUCAAGGUUCACAAAUCAGCUCCACGACAAUCUUUUAUGUGAACUGGGCCAAUGUGGUUCUGAAGAACUUAACUUUGCAUGAGAUCAGUGCUGCGUAAAGUUCAUAUUGACUGCAAUUUCGUAAUACAGGUAACUUAAAAUCUUUCCUAGUUGUUGCUAUUGUAAACCUAAGAAAUACGACAAUCUACUACCCCCUUAUUUUAGGCCAAGAUGCAAACCUGACUCAAAAAACUCAUGUGACUCUAAAUGGAACAGAAAUGUGUGAUGAUUCCUAUCCUGCUUUACUUACUGAUAUCCCUGUAGGAGACUUGCAGCCAGGUGAAAAGGUAAAUAUGUCAGUAUAACAAGUAUUAUAAGUAUUAAAAAGCAGUGAUGGAAUUAUGUUGCACAUGAGUCCCUCUGAGAUAUAGGCCCCAAUCCAAAGAAGAUUGAUUACAGUUCAAUUCCCUUUUCACUCCAAUAGAAGUUCAGGAUUAUGAUAUUUCUUUGGAUCUGUGCCACGAUACAUAUGGGACAGUAAGGAGGGAAACUCUUUCAGAAUUCAGAAUUUGCUCAAGAAUUAUAUUUGCACACAGUACAAACCACAACCACUUGUUUUUCCAAAGUAAAACACGAAGCAACCUAGGAACACAAAAUGUUUCUCUUGGUUUCAUGUGCACACAUAGUUGAGAUAGUCCUAGAAAUGUUUUUGAAUGUGAUGAUGCUUUAAAAUAAGACUUCUGCAUAUUGUACUUAGAGGUCUUUGGUAUUUGUUUUGUCUACUCACUUUUUCUCUCUCCCUCCCUCUUUCUCCCCCCUGAUUGUUGUAAAGCUGGAGAAGACCUUAUAUAUUCACUGUGGAACAGUUGGUGCUAGGAUGUUUCUUGUAUAUGUUUCCUACCUAGUGAGUGCGACCAUUGAGGGAAAAGAGAUUAUCUGCAAAUGUCACAGGGUAUGUUGGACUGGUUGGCAGUUGGUUUUCUCUUAGAUUCUCCAGGUGUAUCCUUGUACGCAUGACUAGCUAAAGUCUAGGGUUUCCUAAGCAUGCAGACUACAUGCAUGAGUUCUGUUGGAAUCCAUUAUGCAUGGAUGGUUUGACAAAUGUAAUCUUUUUAAUUCUUAUUUUUUUGUUGUUUUUAUUACAGCAUCAAUAAAUUGAAAUGAAGUAGGACAUUAUAAAUGUAUAAACUAUCAGGAAAUGGAAUAUGUUUAUAAUAUAUAAAUAAAAAUAAAUUGAGUAUCUUGUUUAUAAUGUGGUCAAGCAGAAAUGCAUAUUAAGAUAGACGUUUCUUCAUUAUCCACUUUGAUAAGCUUGGCUAUCAGUGAUAAAAGUAGUCAUUCCUCUGACAAGAUGUUCAGAAGAAGAAUGGGUGUACCAUUCUAUAACUGAAAGAAGGCAAAUUUGCACAAGUAUACUUAAGAGGUGUCAGGAAAUAGCUAGGAUGGUGAACACCCAGGUCCUCAACAUGCAACAGUCUCCUUCAACUCAAGAGAAUGUUUAUAUCCAUCUAGCGCUAGUCUGCACACCUUGUAACCAACUAAGCUGAAUGUAGCUGCAUGUGUCCCUCAACUUUUGCAUUCUGGCAGGCAGCGAAACCAGGAAGUGUAUUGAGCCGCUAGUCAGCUGCUGUGCAUGAGUUCAGCUUAGUGAGUGAUGACUUGUGCAAACCUGAGCAUAAUUGGGGAGGGGGGGAACUAAGGUGCCAAAUGACUCUGGUGCUGAAAUAAUAGGACCAGUGGGAUGAAAGACUAUAAUUGGUUUUAAUAAUGUGUGUUUUAAGAACGCAGCUAAUUUGAGACAGUAGUUACUAGUAUUGACCAUGCCUCUUUUUUUGGUAUAAAAAUAAGAUGCUGGUACUCGUUAUCAUGAUAAAUGUGUCGUGGGUGCCAGAACAUGAUGGCUUCCAGGGUUAACGGAAAAAGAGGUGGUGGUGCUGUGUACUGGUCAGUACCAUUUUAUACACACACACACACACACACACACACACACACACACCCUGAGUAUGGAUAAGAUCAAGCUAUAGUUGGAAAUUUUUCCUUCUCUGAUAUAGGAGGAGGUUUUUUAGAGUACCUAUAGAUGGAGGAGUUACUGUUUGCAUGAGUUGCAGAGGAAUGAUAAAGCUUUUGCUACUUUUUGGAUGUUGGCCCAUGAAAAUUGAAACUGGAGAAUGAUUUAGGGUUUCUCUUUUAUGCAGGAUGAAACAGUUACUGUGGAGACGGUAUUUCCAUUUGAGGUAGCUGUUAAGUUUGUCUCAGCUAAGGUACGUUACUAAAACCUGAUUGAAAACAUUGCCUGGACAGACAGUAUGAACAAUAAAAUGACCCACCUUUUGUUUCUCUUCCUGGCAGUUUGAGCAUUUAGAUAAAGUAUUUUUGGACAUCCCAUUUUUGUUGAUGACAGACAUCCUCAGUGCUUCUCCUUGGGCCCUCACUAUUGUAACCAGCCAGCUGCAGCUUUCUCCUUCCAUGAUGCCUGUGGAUCAUCUAGAAUCUUACGUGGAGAAUGGUGAGAACCUUCCUGUGUAUUCUUAAGCACCCUUCUGGGAUGUUGUUUGGGAAGAAACCCAUUGAUUGUUACUGCAUUACGCCAGGCAUACAGUAUGUGUUUUUAUUUUAUUUAAAUAGGAUUAUUUUGACUUAUAUUGCAUAGAAUUAGUAAGCUUUUCUCAAAAUGCAAAACCUGGAGAUUAAUUUGACUCCCUUGCAAAUGUACUCUUUCUGCAUUUCCCCCACCACAAUCAACAUUUUAUCAUAGUUGCUACACAGUGAAAUGUCUGCACUUUUACAAUAAAGUAACUUGGCAGAGAUGGUGAAGGCCCACCAAGUCCUGUUUGACUCUGGAAAUAUUUGAUAACAUAUAAUCCUAUCUUUUGUCAUUAAAUGACUGCUCCUUCUGUCUUUAUGUGAUUUGGUUCCUCUGCUUUUGCUGGGGAACAGGAAAAAGUGAAACAAUGCUCUGUACUGUGCAUAUGCUUGUGUUCUUUAUAGUCUUCUUAGGUUAAUGUUUGCUUCACUUACUUGUAUGUAAAUAAUGUAGAGUAUGUUCAUAUAAAACAUUCAUAAUGAUUUCUGUAUCUGAGAAACUUUAGACUGAACCUGACUUUUCUGAUAGUUGUUUUACAGACAGGUGAAAGUGCUAGUGAAUGUUUUUGCCUUCGUUGUCCAUCACUUCCUACUGGUCAAAGUGGAGUGGCUACUGGAAGUUAUGUAAUUUCCUGGAAAAGGUAAAUAUUCCCAUCUGCCUCUUCAAAUAUCCCAUAGGUUAGUCUUGUAUAUUUCUUCCUUAUUGAUUAAUAUCAAUAAGCAUUAUCACAGUUCAAGCCUUCUGGCAUACAAUUUGGGCAUAACCGAGAGAAGCCUUGGCUAUCUAAUAUUGUAUCUUUUAGCCAGAUCCAACAGUAGUCCUUUAUAAUAGCGGGGGUGAAAUAGACUGUAGAAAAACAUUCACACGGACACCCCAGGCAGAGGGCUGCUGAAGAAACCCAUUCACACAAAUUUUGAACACAUGAAUCUAGACAGUUCAGAUAAGGCAGAUCAGCAUUUCUCUGACUAUUCAAGGCACACGCCCAGCUGAGGAGCUUGUUUUUUCAUUAUCAGCUCCUUAGUGAAACAAACAAAGCAUUCAGGGAACCAGUUCUUUAGCAGAAUGCGGUAGGAACAACUUUCAUAAUAUAUUGCUGAAAAGAAGAGCUUGGAGUGAAUGUUGCCCAAGGCAGAAUUUUGUCUGGAGUCUUAAGUUUACAUUGUGGACUCUACUUUGUAAUUUACCUGGGAUGGGGGCUUGGAAAACUCUUCAUCAGGUUUUGCCGGGCUUCUGAGGACCCACCUGGUGCCUUGAGGCCUCUGCAAAGGCUUUGGCCUGCCUGUCAUGAAUGGGGCUCUUCUCAUUGCCCAACCUGUGUAGUCCUGUGUGUGAGUAACUAACAGCAUGCAGACCAAAGCCUGCAUAUAAGCCUCAUAUGCUUAUGUGCUGAAUCUGUGCCCAUAACGCCAGGUGGCCAUGAAUGCUUCUGCUAGUGUGGUGAAGAGCCCACGGUGCAAACCUCCAGACCCAACACUUUAGAGGCUUCAUGUAGCAGAGGUGGGGUUAUGGAUUCUAGCUAGGCUGUAGUUUUAGGCAGAAUCCAAAUACUGGUUCUCAAAUGGCUUAGUUGUCGAACAAAUCGGCUCCCGAAUGCCGCAAACCUGGAAGUAAGUGUUGCGGUUUGCAAACGUUUUUGGGAAGCCGAAUGUCCGAUGCGGCUACCACUUGAGUGCAGGAAGCUCCUGCAGCCAAUUGGAAGCCGCACCUUGGUUUUUGAAGGGUUUCGGGAGUCAGACCAGAUUAAGUUUGAGAACCAAGGUACCACUGUAGUAUUUUAUCAAAUUCAGGAACAUAGAUCUUUCUGCAAAAUUUAUUUAAUGCAUUUUACUCAUCCCUAAAAUUUAUGGUCAUUGUAUAUUCUAAGUUUGUAUUGCAACAACCUAAAAAAACCUAAAACAAGCAAAAAAAAAAUCUGCAUUGAGUAGAAAGAGCUGUUGGCAAAAUGAAAAGCUGAAAAACAAGGUCCCUAUGCUUUUCUGUUCCUCUAACCAUCUGCCCUUACUCUAUUUUGGUGUUCUUGUUUUAUAACCUUUAUCAUUCUUCACAAUACUUAUCUUGACUUAUUAUGCAAAGCACUGAAUUGUGCAAAUCAGUUUUUGUCACCUAGAUCCUGUAUCCCUUUUUGUCCCAUGCCUCUAAUAAUUUGAUUUUCUUGUAACUCUUUCCUCUUAUCUUUUAAACUGAAAAUUAAGAAGUCAUUUACUGCUGAUUUUUUUGUAGUGUUAAAAUAUUUAUCUCCGUUUUCUUUUAAAGGCGCACAGCUGAGAAGAGCAUACCUGUUGUUAAUACUGUGAUCACACUCCCCCACGUUAUUGCAGAAAGUAUCCCACUCCAUGUUAACGCAGGUAAUGUAAAUUUAUGCAUAAAGUCAUACUCGACCUCAGAUGCUCUCAAACUCUUACCGCAGCACAAAAUUAGAUUCUGGUAUGUUGCAAAAGUGUUGCUUACUAACACAGUUUGUGGACAAAGUCAUUUCCCCAUUAAAUGUUAAGGACUGGGUUGGGUCCACUUUGUCAUACUUGGAUUAGAUCCACUAAAAUCAAUGCAAUUUAAGUUAGUCAUAAGUCCUAUUGAUUUCAGUAGGUCUGCUCUAAGUAUGACCAAGUUUAGAUCCAACCCUUUGUGCUGCCACAACUCGCUCCGGUUUCUAAAAUAUAAGAGGCAAAAAAAGAUCAGAGUUCACACAAUUGAUAGAUGCAAAUUCUGUUUGUCACCUGUUUCCAUCUUAAUAAAACUUCCAUGAGAAGACACACCAUUUCUUGAACAUCACUUCUUUCCCCAGAAACAUACAAAAUGAUGAAAGAACUUAGCAAACAAACUUUUAUUUAUUACAUUUUAUAUCCUGCCUUUGAAAUGGCAAAGAGAGGUUGCUUGAAUUAGGGUGAGAUGCGCCAUAUCACCAGCAGCUUCAUGGCCUAGCAAAGAUUUGAACCCAGGAUGUUCAGCCUAUCACACUCAUUGGACAGGUUUGGGAGUCGGUCUGCCAUGCCACUGGCUUCCAUUCGUUUGUUACAGAUGUGAAUUUUCAUAAAAGCAAAAGACUGAAAUAGGCUAUUCUAGUUCCAUUUUUUAAAAAUCCAGACUAUAAUGCACAACCUUCCCUUUUCACUUACUGCUGACAGAUGGAAUUUGCCUUGCAGCACUUCAGCAACUUAACAGUGUCUAAAAAGAGACUGGUAUUUUCGUCAGUCCUACGUGAAGCUACAAUGUUUUCAUGGUUACUCCUGUGUUUGUUAACUUUUCAUUACAUUUUUAAUCUUCUUGGUUUCUGAGGUGUAUAAUCCUAAAUAGUGUUAAUAUAUACUUGCAAAGUUGAGAAAGAAACAAUAAAUGCUAUUUUUGCUGAAAUACAUGUAACUUCUGUUACACUUCCUUUCCAAAGAUUUGCCCUCAUUUGGUCGUGUCAGAGAAUCCUUACCUGUAAAAUAUCACCUGCAAAAUAAGACCAAUAUUGUUCAAGAUGUGGAAGUUUUAGUGGAACCCAGUGAAGCCUUCAUGUUUUCUGGCCUUAAGCAGGUAUGGCUUAGACUCCAAACUUAAAAGAAAUAUUUUGUUACAGCCUCUUGCACACCUUCAAGCUAUUAUCUGAGUCACACAUAGGAUAAAUUGAUUGUCCUAAACAUGUCCAAUAGUGUUCUGAAUAUUGUGUCCGUUUGCAAAACUUAGAGGUGGAGAAACGGGGGAAUAAAAACCACAAGAUAUCCUUGUGUGAGCCAGUGUGGUGUAGUGGUUAAGAGCGGUAGACUCUUAAUCUGGUGAACCGGGUUCGCGUCUCCGCUCCUCCACAUGCAGCUGCUGGGUGACCUUGGGCCAGUCACACUUCUCUGAAGUCUCUCAGCCCCACUCACCUCACAGAGUGUUUGUUGUGGGGGAGGAAAGGGAAAGGAGAUUGUUAGCCACUUUGAGACUCCUUAAAGGGAGUGAAAGGCAGGAUAUCAAAUCCAAACUCUUCUUCUUCUCUUCUUGUUUGAGGGAAGAAUAACUUUUUACAUAAAUCUGAAAUAGUAAGUUUGUAUAUAUAGAUAUCUAGGUACCUGGGGGAACUUUGCAUUUAGCUAUAAUUGAGAGAGAAACUAGAGUAGAGAGAGGGUAGGGAAAGAAAAGAAUGAUGGUGGUAAGAGAUAAAUUGUAUGGUUUACUACCUUAAACUGUAUGCUCCCAUUCAUUACAUGGGCUUGCCAAUCGGAAGGUCAGUGGUUCGAAUCUGUGUAACAGGGUGAGCUCCUGUUGCUCUGUCCCAGUUUCUGUCAACCUGGCAGUUUGAAAGCAUCCCAGUGCAAGUAGAUAAUAGGUACUUUUGCGGCAGGAAGGUACAGUGUUUUGUGUGCUCUGGCAAUCGUCACGGUGUUCCAUUGCGCCAGAAGCGGUUUAGUCAUGCUGGCCACAUGACCUGGAAAGCUGACUGUGGACAAACACUGGCUCCCUUCGCCUAAAGCGACAUGAACGCCACACCCCAUAGUCACCUUUGACUGGACUUAACCAUCCAGGGGUCCUUUACCUUUUCCAUGGGGAACUCUGAUACGGUUGUGACUUCAGCAGCUGCCAUUUAAGAAACAGACAACUUGUAACAUUCACAAGAUAUACUUGAGCCUUUGCAAGUGCUGGUCAGAAGGGUUGAAAUUACAAGGUUAAAGUUGAAAGAGCGAGGAGGUUGAGAAAUUGAGUGGGAAUAAAAAUAACAUACUAAUGAUUAACUGUUUCAGACAAACGUUUAAAUAAAAUAGAAAGCCUAGAUUGAGAUUGUAAUCCAAAAAAAGGACUGAUUAUGGACUUUGAACUGUAUUUUUAGAUAAGAUUGCGAAUCCUUCCUGGUACCGAACAGGAAAUGUUAUACAACUUCUAUCCUCUCAUGGCUGGAUAUCAACAGCUGCCAUCACUUAAUAUCAACCUGCUACGGUUUCCAAAUUUCACCAACCAGCUGCUUAGAAGAUUUAUACCAACACACAUAUUUGUAAAGGUAAGAUAUAAUGAUGACACCUGUGCUGCUUAGAGCUCUUUCAGUACAUGUGUCAUGCUUAAAGACAGUUGAAUAUUAGGCCAGACUUUUCAAGUUGGCAUAGCAUCUACCCAGAAAUUGCAAAAUGUAAGAAGCAAAUCUAUAAUUUGGAGUAUAGUCAAUUAGAAGGCUCUUGUUGACUGCAUUUUGCAAUAAUUUAAUUGGGAUUCUGAGGAAAUAUUUCCUGUUAAGACUCGCUUACAUCAUUUUAUGAGAGAACCAGAGUAUCUAUUUAGUCUCUAAAAUGUGCUAAAGCUUCUGCCUGUAUUCUGUGAUCCAAAUUAAAAUUAGGCAAACAAUAGCUGCCAUUUCGUAUUAUAUAUCAGUACUUUGUAAGAUGCUUAGUUGAAAUAGUUUCAAGAUAGAGUAAAUAUCUCUUUGGGUUAUGAAUUACAAUGAUGCUAAAUCAAACUUGGAAAUAACUGGAAUUGAAAAGAGUCUAAUAUGAAGACAAAGCACCAAUGGCUUCUUUGGCAUUUGUUAAAAGUAUUCAUAUGUUAGUGGAAUUAUUAGGUACAGUCAUACCUCGGGUUGAGCGCGUUCGAGUUGUGCUCCACGGCAACCCGGAAGUAACGGAGCACAUUACUUCUGGGUUUCGCCACUUGCGCAUGUGCAGACUCUCAAAAUGACGUCACGCACAUGCGCAGAAGCCUCGAAAAGCGACACGCACGUGCGCAGACAUGCCAGCGCUAGUUACAUUUGCUUCUAGAUGCGAACGGGGCUCCAGAACAGAUCCUGUUUGUAUCUAGAGGUACCAUUGUACUAUGAAGUUGAUUAAUGAGUCUUUUCUCCCAAGCCCUUUUUUUCAUAGGAAGAAUUGAUCUACGUUAAUAUUCAUACUCAUUAUGUUACUGUAACGCUGGUGGCUAGGAAGAGACAUGUCCAGGCAGUGUUAGUGAAAUUGUUGAAAAAAUGUGAUGUGCCUUUUGUGAACUGCAUUGUUAAAAAAAAAACCUAAUCCCCUCCCCUGUCAUAGCUCUUCAUUCUACUUGAUUUGCAUUACAGCCAAAAAGGAUGGGUGUUUCCCAUACAUUCUGACAAUCAAUAUACUAUUGAGAUGAACCACCUACACAUUUUGCCAGCUAGAGACAUAAGCCUGCUGCCUCUGGGAAAGAAGCUCUAAGCAUGUGUAGCAUCUUGAGCUGUACUUUCUUCUUUCCCACAUGGCAAUAUUAGUUUCUCUUCCUAAAAGAUGGUGGGGGGCUUCCUUAAGGGAUACAUUUCAUCCCAUUUCUGCUCUAAAGGAAAAAAGGUGAAUAAAUUGAGUCCCGGAUUGUGUUAGACUUAAUAAUCCCUCAGCACUGAAAUAAUGUUAAAGAUACUUGCCAUUAUAAGUAUUGUAGUUACUUAGAUGUAAUAAAAUUGUGGUCUUAAAUGCUAAAGAAUUGUCAUUUUGCAAGUUAUACUUUUGUGCAUUGUAUCUAUAGAGACUAUUGGAGCCAGUGACAUCAUUUAGAAUUCAUUCUAAGCUAUUGCUACUAAUGUUUUUGAAAACUAGGUGGAAUUUUACAAAUCUGAAAGAAUGAUAGGAGUCAUCUUGCUCAUGCUGUAAAGUUUCUAAUUAAGUGGCAUGCAUUUAUCUUCUUUAAGAGUAAAAAAAAUGCAGUAUUGUUAGUCCCACAGAAUGAGAGACAUUAGAUAAACAUUUUUUAUUAGUGGAGCAGCUUGCUGAUGGAAAUCCGAAAAAAGAGAAGGAUGCUCAAAGUGCAGUUGGCAUCUAAUUAUUGCCUUCUUCUGCCUGUGUCUCUGCUGUAACUAACAGAUAUCCAAACUCCUUUUUGUUUGGAUUAGAAGUGAUCCGACACACAAGAAAAUAUGAAAAAUAACUCUUACAUUAUUUCCACCAGUGAAUGAAUGUAAUGCUCUUCACCAUUAUAGCCUGAACUUCAUUGCUUCCUUGUAGCCAACGCCUAACAGUGUUUGUUUUAACAAUCCUUCAGUGCUCACUAAUCUCAAUGGGACGUGCCUCCAAUUAAAUAUUUUUAAGAGUGGAACCCUAGGCAACUUUCUCUACAAUAAAUAUGCAGAGUUUCUAAGCAGCAGUUGCACAUGAAGAGGGCUGGGGGUACUGGGUUUGUUAGGAUGAGGAUGGGGCAAGGAGGCGGUGAGGUCAGCGAAGCUCUGGUUUGGUGGUGAAGAAUGCCACCACUGCAGGUCCAGAGCUCCUGAACCUCGCCACUGGCUUGUUCCAACCCCACCCCAAUGAAUCCCAACGUAGCUGCUAGGAGGAGGAUGCCACUCUAGCUGCAGCUGCUUCUAAGUAAUAUUAGUCUGUGCCAUGAAUUGCAGUACAAUGGAUUUACAGUUUGGGGCUGAGUAAUUCUAAAAGGCAAGAAACUAAUAUUGGUAUGUAGAUUUGUACUGUACUGCUGUAUACUUGUAGAUUAAACUUAAAUAUUAAAUCUGUUCUCUCUUCCUUCUAAAGCCACAGGGCCGUCAACCAGAUGAUGCUUCUAUUGCUGCUGCGUAACUGUGGAUUCAUGCACUUAAGGGGGAGAGUUUUGCACAUACUUUAUAGAACUCUGCUUUUUCCAAACUAAUUUUGCUCAGUCUACAAAUGAAAAACGUAGGAGCCAAAACAACUGCUUAAAGUCUUAAUUAAGUCUCUUUAUGGACUUGAUUCGAACAAAUAAUAUAUGGGGGAAAGUCAGUGUUCUAAUUUUGCGUGUGCGGGUUUUUCUAAGUGUGCGGGUUUUUUCUUGGACUUCACUGAAACGGAAGUGCUAUUUAUUAUGUAUAUGGAAUAUUUUGGCAAUAUGAAUGACGUUAACUUGGCUAAAAAGAAGAAGAAAAUUUAUUCUGCCUUCAGUAGCCAGUCUUUGAGGUGCAACGCCUGUGGUGUUUGCUAUAAUAACUGAUUCCACCACUGGCCCUCGAUUUCUAUAGCAUUUAAGUCUCACUUGCUUUUAGAACCUCCUUUUUGUGCCCUUCUAUGUUUCGAGUAAAGAACAGGAUUCACUUCAUAUGCUUAUUGUCUUAUUAGGCACUAGCUACUUGACGCAUGAUUGAUAAUUUGAAGUAUUCCAUGAAUAAGUGUCAUUUUGUGCUUGCAUCUGGUGAUAAUUGAGAGUUGCUGGCUAUUAGUAGUGCUGUGCAAACCGCUGCGAAGCUGUUUUGGGGGCCUUUUCUCAUGAAGAGGCAAUGAUACCAGUAUUGAGAAGCUGAUAGUUCCUAAUGGCAACUUUGCCACUGAACAACCCUUGGCUUUUUCAAGCAGCCUUUCAGCAUCCUUUGACAGUCAUUUACCAUGGGAGAAGAGAAACCCUAAAUACCACAAUACUACAAAAUGAUAUGGCUGGAUUUUGUUAUCAAGGAGCCAAAUGCAUCUUAAAUGCUUGGCCACCCUUGCAAAACUAUCCUAUUGCUAUGGUAGGCCUUUUGGGAGAAGCUGAAACAUUUGGCUAAUGUGUGAAGCCAUAUGCUUAAUUUUAGCAGUUCAGAGCCAGGUCUGCUACCAUGGACUAGCUUAAAAAUGAUUUCUACUGUAAACUCUAGUUGCUCACUGGAAGCCAUUUUGUAGAAAAAGGCCAUUACACUGCAGCAAUAUCAUCCAGUCUUCAGACUUUUAUCCACUCAGUCUCUAUCAGGGUUAACUCUCCAUGCAGAAUGUCAAUUAGUUAACAGAAAUUCAUCCUAUCAAUGUUCAUGUGAGCCGGUCACAGUAAAUCAUGUAAAUAAAAGUGUUUCGUGAUUUUUUUCAUUGUUCAAUAAAUUAAUUUAAGCUUUGGCUUUUGGAUCUCAUAGUGUGUCUCCUUUUGGAUCUAAAGGAAGAUCAGAGCCCAGGGUACAAUGUGAGCUAACAAUGUGAGCUGGGAAAUUUCCUCAUUCCAAUAUCUCCUCAGCCAUGAACUUGCUAGGCUGCCUUAAGCAAGCUGCUUUUUUCUCAGCUUUAGUCCCUUCAUCUGCAAUAUGAGGAUAACAACUGGCUUAAUUUCCAGGUCUGUUGACAAUUGCUGGCAUAACAUAGGCAAUGCACUUCAGAAUGCUUGAAGUGCAAUCCAAGCACCAAGUAUUGCUAUCCUGAAUUUUUACAGCAAUUUGUGAGACGAUUAGUGUCUUUAUGGUAUGAUAUAGGUUUAGGAGAUAAUAUUUUUAAAUGGCAUAAAUGUCAUCUGAAGCAGGUUUACACCUGUAAUCUGAAGGAGGUUUGCAAACUAGCAUUUGACAUUAUUAUAGCUGGCUUUGUACUAAUAAAAGGGUCACCCAUGUGGUAGUAUUGAUGAGCAACCCAAUGUCAAAAAGUAUACUUCCUCACUUUCAAACACCUAGUGGAAGUGGGUAUGUCUUGAUCCUCCUUCUAAAGGAAUCUAACACCAUGGCAAGAUCUGCCUCAGUGCUACUAUUGUGGCCAGCUGACUGGGUAAGCAGCUAUCUGGAAAUGAACCAAAUGUCUUUUU
Messenger RNA from Podarcis lilfordi (Lilford's wall lizard), 33043 nucleotides. NCBI's taxonomy places the organism in Eukaryota, Metazoa, Chordata, Lepidosauria, Squamata, Lacertidae. The record is from the annotation of a GenBank genome assembly.